Messenger RNA from Musa acuminata subsp. malaccensis (wild Malaysian banana), 1729 nucleotides. Its product is annotated as transcription factor bHLH130. The record is from RefSeq and is a predicted model, not a curated record. Gene Ontology annotation, cellular component: nucleus. Lineage: Eukaryota; Viridiplantae; Streptophyta; Magnoliopsida; Zingiberales; Musaceae. Gene Ontology annotation, biological process: regulation of transcription by RNA polymerase II. Gene Ontology annotation, molecular function: protein dimerization activity; DNA-binding transcription factor activity, RNA polymerase II-specific; RNA polymerase II cis-regulatory region sequence-specific DNA binding.
GCCAAACUUUGAUUAGUUGACGGUGGUGAGAAGAAAUCCGUGGAGAAAAUAUGUAUGAAUUUAAAAGAGGGAGGGUCAAUUUCAGAGAUUUGUGGUAGAAAAUUUUGUGUUCUGCCCACGUUUCAUCGAUUCGUAGAUGACGAGCUGCCCAGGAUUUCGGAGACUGCAGUUGUGUAUUGACACUCGGGGAAUUCGUCUCUGCUUUUGGAGGAUUUGGAGCCCCAAACAAGGUCUUUUUCCUUCCUCUUUCCGGAGUUUCUUCGAUGGCGAUAUGGCGGAAGCUUGAGAUUUUGUUUCCAAUCUGUUCGUGUUAAGGAGCUACAGCUUCGGAUCUUCUUAAAAGUUUUGGGGAAGGAAUUAAAAUAUAGAUUCUUUUGAGGCAGAGCAGUUCAAGAAGAAAGAACGAGGAGUGAUUUAGAGGCGAGAAGAGGAGGAGAAACGAAGGAAGUGAUGUACGGUUCUCCCUUGGCCUCCUCCUCGUCGUCGAAGGGCCUAAACCUCUCCCACGCGCCCACCGUGCCCUUUGGCGGCCACCGGGAGGAGGAUGCUGCGUCCGAACUCUUCCGCGGCCACCCACACCAUCACCACCAUCAACAGAUGAACCCGGGCCUCCUCCGUUACCGUUCGGCCCCGAGCUCUCUGUUUGAAGAUCCCUGCGAGAACUCCCUCCGAGCCACGCUGUUGAGCGCCGAGACCGAGAACAAGGGCGGCACGGUCGGUUGCCAGAGGAGCCCUCAGUUCCGGCAACCGCCACCUGUGCUCUCUUCCGAGAUGGUCAGCUCUCAGCAGAGGCCUGCUUACUCCUCUGCUCUGCCGACGAUGUACCAUCACAGUCAGCAGCAGCUGCAGAUGCACAACAUGCCGAAUCAUAGCUUGGCAGAGAUCUCGCAGCGGGCGGUGGGAUCGAUGGCGACGGAGAUGCAGCGAAUCGAGAACGGAGCCGGCAGGAACUCCACCAGUCUCACUCGGCAGAGCAGCUCUCCCGCCGGUCUUUUUUCUCCCUUGGACGUGGAUGCUGGUUAUGGUAAGAUGAUGGGAUUGGAUGGUUUCGGAAAUGGGGAUCUCCUUCCCAUGGGAGACGCCGCAAACAGGCUCAAGGAUCAGAUGAGCUUCCUACCGAGGCAAAACUCCCUGAUGUCUAAGAUCCCCGAGUUGGGGAGCGAGGAGGUACAGAAUGGAGGGAUGAUGAUGAAGCAUGUGUCGGGUCUCAGACAUCAGCUCAGCCUGCCCAAGACCUCGUCGGAGAUGGCCGCUGUCGAGAAUUUUCUACAGUUUCAGGAUGCAGUCCCGUGCAGGACCAGAGCUAAACGGGGUUGCGCCACCCACCCGCGGAGCAUCGCCGAGAGGGUGAGGAGGACUAAGAUCAGUGAGAGAAUAAGAAAACUACAGGAAUUGGUUCCUAACAUGGACAAGCAAACCAACACUGCCGACAUGCUAGAUUUGGCAGUUGACUACAUCCACGAUCUCCAGAAACAAGUCAAGGCAUUAACCGAAGGCCGGGCGAGCUGCACCUGUUCACGGAGCAAGCAGCAGUCUUAGCUGAGCUCACGAGUUCCAGAUUGCUCAAAGACAGACAGAAAUGUAGGUGAUGAUAUCUGAAUUAGAUUUGGAAUAAGCUUUUUACUGGUGGAGGAAGGCCCGCCGUAGCAUAGCCAUGUUGCUUAAGACAUCAUAUACGUGCUUAGUCUUUAUGUAUUCCUGUUUCUUUCAACCAAGAAGAUUUUACGAA